Biomphalaria glabrata is the source of this 1556-nucleotide messenger RNA. Its product is annotated as WD repeat-containing protein 74-like. The record is from RefSeq and is a predicted model, not a curated record. Bases 37 to 1299 code for a protein of 420 amino acids. Gene Ontology annotation, molecular function: protein binding. Gene Ontology annotation, biological process: ribosomal large subunit biogenesis. The transcript has a single exon. Gene Ontology annotation, cellular component: preribosome, large subunit precursor; nucleolus. NCBI's taxonomy places the organism in Eukaryota, Metazoa, Mollusca, Gastropoda, Planorbidae.
UUGGCAGUACAGACUAAAAAUAGAAACAAAACAAAAAUGGCUACGACCAUGCCUUGCAUUGGUGAGGUUGAGCUAAUAUCGAAAUCUUUCACAAUGAAUCAACAUUUAUUUAAUAUUUUUACUGGUACUAGUACCGGAUUAUUGAAAGGUUCUAGCAUGUGCGAUAAAAAUUUUGCUAAUCUUAAUUCAAUGGAUUCUUGCUCGUCGAAAGGAAAGGAAAUAACGUGCAUGUGUUGGUGGGACUCAAAAGAAAGAAAUUUGUUGACAGGUCUAAGGAACGGUCAAGUGCUGAAUUAUUGGUUAGAAGUAGGUGUUAUAACUAACAUACCGAAAUCUGUUCCUGCUGAAAAAUCCAUUUUAAGGUCCAUUAAAGCUGUUGAUAAAAAAAUUCUUAUUUCCGCCUUUAAUACUGGAAAAUUAAAUUGUGAACAUUUUAAUUUUGAUUCAACUUCAAGCACUUCAUGUGUAAAACAAUUAAAUGCUGAAAUAGAAAUAAAUUCUGGGCAAGAUUUAUUCUGUAUGGAUCAUAACCUUUCAUUUCAAAAUCAAGUUGCUACUGGUGGAAAGGAAAAUCCACUGAAAGUAUGGGAUAUAAACUCACCUACCAAUCCCAUCUUCACAGCCAAAAAUGUUCCCAAUGACUGGCUAAAUUUACGCGUUCCAGUGUGGGUGAUGAAAACCCAGUUUUUACAUAAUAGUGAUAAAUUAGUAACAGGCACUGGUUUCUCACAAAUUCGUCUUUAUGACCCUGCAGCUCAAAGGCGGCCUGUCAUUGAUAUUCAAAUAAAAGAUAGCAAAUAUCCCAUUACUGCUCUGGCAUUGAGGCCUUCUUCAGACUUUCAGCUCAUUGUGGGAACAACAAUAGGGAAUCUUUCCUUAUAUGACUUACGAAAAAAAGACUUAGUUCAAAACUACAAAGGCUUUGCAGGUGGAAUAACAGAUGUGAAGUUUCAUGCUAUACAUCCAUAUUUUGCUGCUUGUGGUGUUGAUCGAUAUGUAAGAUGCUAUGAAGUGGAUGCACACAAAAAAGAAAUGCAUUCUUUAUUUCUGAAAUCGGAAUUAAAUUGUUUGCUGCUUUCUUCCAGCUGGUCAUUGGAUGAUCAAGGACAUUCUAUUGAAAAAUAUACCCAAAGUGAUCUUUUGUCUGACACAAAUCUAGUUGAAGAUAAAAAAGAAACACUUAAUGAAGACAACAAUGAUGAAAGUGUUUGGGAUCAGAUGGAGGUGAUUAAAACAAAGAAAAGACGAAAACAACUUACCUUGCCUUCAAAGUCAAAGGUUAAAAAAAAUUCGAAAUGAACUUGUAAAGUAGUAACAAUAUUCAUUUUAAUGGAAUAUAAUUACUCAUUUCCAUUUGUAACUCAUUAUUCUCACAUUAAGCCUAAAAAAAUUAUUAGGAAUUAUUCCUUUUAGGAUAAUGUCUUUUCAAUAAUGUGACAACACUUUUGCAUUAAUGUGCACAUAAUGUACGGUUAAUUUUUUUUUAAUAACAAAGAUCUAAUAGAUUUUUAUUUUCUACCCUGCACAUAAAAAAAAAAAAAAAAAAAAGAAAGAAA